Messenger RNA from Seriola dumerili (greater amberjack), 2539 nucleotides. It is a transcript of the gene ada2a, whose product is annotated as adenosine deaminase 2-A-like. Gene Ontology annotation, molecular function: adenosine deaminase activity. The transcript has 10 exons. Bases 315 to 1835 code for a protein of 506 amino acids. The record is from RefSeq and is a predicted model, not a curated record. NCBI's taxonomy places the organism in Eukaryota, Metazoa, Chordata, Actinopteri, Carangiformes, Carangidae. Gene Ontology annotation, biological process: inosine biosynthetic process; adenosine catabolic process.
AGUAAACACUGAAAAUACUGACAAGGCAGACCACCGUUGUAACCCUUUAGCGCUAUUCAUUUGUUAGCUUUUUUGUUUUCAUGACACUAUCGUUACACAGUGAGCUAUUUGACUAAAGCAUACACGUAUUUACAGCUGAAACCGUUUAGCAAGUUUUGGCGUGGUCUGCUGUCUAACAGUCCGCUAGACUGUUUUCAAAAUCGCCGUCGCCAGCUGUCGAUACUGCAUAACGUGCUCUUACUGUUAAAAUACAGUGUUUCACACUCAGCAGACGCCACGAAGCUAAGGGUAAAGCUUCUUACACUCUGUGGACCAUGGCAGUCGAGCUCCAGUGCCCCCAGGCGGCUGUGGCCUGUCUGUUCCUCUUGCAGUGCUUGACCGGUGGCCUGUCCAUCCCAGACCCCAGACAAAGAGAGGCCCUUAUAAAGCUCGAGAUCUCCAUGCAGACAGGUGGGCAGCUGGUUUUGACUGAUGCGGAACAGCGGCUGGACUCUGUGCUGUUUAAAAUGAAACAGAAGGAGAUAGUUGGACCAGACUGCCCUCCUGCCAUGCACUUCUUCAAGGCCAGACACCUCAUCAAGACCAGUCCCAUCUUCAGCCUGCUGCAGAAGAUGCCCAAAGGGGGAGCUCUCCAUGUCCACGACUUUUCCAUGGUUAAUGUAGAGUGGCUGGUAAAGAAUGUGACCUAUCGACCCCACUGCUACAUGUGCUUCACUGACAGUCAGUCCAUCAGGUUCAUCUUCUCGUCUCAAUGGCCCAAACCUCUGCCACAUUGCUCUCCCUGGAUCCUGCUGGAAAACCUCAGGGCCAAGAUGAUCAACACUACAGAUCUAGACAACAGCAUCAUGGGCAACCUGACGCUCUUCACUGAUCAGGAUCCAGAAACAGUGUAUCCCAGUCAGGAUGUGGUAUGGGACAGGUUUGAACAGUCCUUCCUUGCAGUGUGGGGUCUGGUCACAUAUGCUCCCGUGUUCAGAGACUAUUACUACCAAGGCCUCACAGAGUUCUACAUGGACAACAUCAUGUAUUUGGAACUACGAGCUUUACUCCCAGAGAUAUAUGAAUUGGACGGCAGCACUCAUGACACAGCCUGGACUCUGAAGACCUACCAGGAGGUCACUAGGCAGUUCACAACAGACCACCCAGACUUCUAUGGAGCAAGAAUAAUCUUCACAGUCCAUAGGGGAGUAAAUAUAUCCACGAUGACUGGAGCUGUGGAGAAGGCUAUGAAGCUUCAGAGAGACUUCCCAGAUAUCAUGGCUGGUUUUGACCUGGUGGGCCGCGAGGACACAGGCAGACCCCUGUGGUACUUCAGAGAUGCCUUGUCCCUGCCAGUAGAGAGAGGGGUCACACUUCCUUUCUUUUUCCAUGCUGGAGAGACCGAUCUUGAGGGCACAGAGGUCGACCAGAACUUGUUGGAUGCUCUUUUGUUUAACACCUCUCGCAUUGGACAUGGAUUUGCUCUGCUUCGCCACCCAGUGGCCAAAGAUCUAUACAGGAGGAGAGACGUGGCUGCGGAAGUUUGCCCCAUCUCCAACCAGGUGCUGAUGCUGGUAAAUGAUUUGCGAAACCAUCCAGCAGCUGCUCUGAUGUCAGAGAACCACCCAAUGGUCAUCAGUUCUGAUGACCCUGCCAUGUUUGGUACCUCUGGCCUCUCUUAUGACUUCUAUGAAGUUUUUGUGGGCUUUGGUGGCCUUAGAUCCAAUGUAGGCUCCCUCAAAGAGUUGGCCACGAACUCUAUUAGGUACAGUUCUUUGACUCCAAAGCAACAGGAGGAAGCCUUAGCUCUGUGGCAGAGAAGAUGGGAUAGGUUUGUCUCUGAAAAUGCCUUUUAGAAAGAAAACUAGUGUUUUUAAAAACAUUGUCUGCAGGGCAAUCUUCAUGCUUGACUUCAUGUUUCCUUUGAGAAGGAAAUGCCUUUCGGCGUUGGUGAAUUAAAAAUGGAAAAUGAAUACAAUACUGCACAGGUGAGCAGGUUUGUGGUAGGAACAAAAAUCUGACAACAAAUACAUUUCAUGUCACAGUAGGAAAAACACAGAAUAGAAUUAAUGAUGAUUUGGCCAGUGUGAAACAAACCUAGAUUUUGUCCCAUAAGUAUUAGGGCUAUUACUUGAACUACACAAAUGAAAUAGCUUUUAUCAAAGGCAUCUUAUUAUGUCUGGUUUAAUAAAGAAUUUUCAAUGUAUUUGCACUUUAAGAUUCAGGUUUGCCUCGGCUUUUGGGGGACAGUAACAGUUCCAGAGGGCAUUGUUAACUGGAUGAGGUGCUUAAUGCUGUUUAAUUUGUCCUUGUGUGUUUGUGGUUUGAUUUGUAAGAGUGUAAUAGGUUGCCUGUUGAAAUGGAUGUUAAAUGAUGUGGGCCUUGGAAAAAUAUUCUUGAAGGACACUGAUUUUUUCUUUUUUACAUUGUUUUAUAGGGUUUUUAUUUGGAUUUAUUUUUGAAGCAAUAGCAAAAGAUUGAUAUGAACAACUGUCAGCAUCAUCCAGACAUAUUUGAAUGUUGUGAAGUGUCCAAAUUAACUUGACAUAAUUAAAAACAA